Medicago truncatula (barrel medic) is the source of this 2902-nucleotide messenger RNA. Its product is annotated as phospholipase D alpha 1. Gene Ontology annotation, cellular component: plasma membrane. NCBI's taxonomy places the organism in Eukaryota, Viridiplantae, Streptophyta, Magnoliopsida, Fabales, Fabaceae. Gene Ontology annotation, molecular function: calcium ion binding; D-type glycerophospholipase activity. Gene Ontology annotation, biological process: phospholipid catabolic process; phosphatidylcholine metabolic process. The transcript has 6 exons. The record is from RefSeq and is a predicted model, not a curated record. Bases 253 to 2733 code for a protein of 826 amino acids.
UUAAAGGAAUCACCCUUUAAACUUACAAAUGUUACAUAAACAUCUCUUCCUUGACUUGAGAGUUUAAGACAAUAGAUUGAUCAGAUUCUCCCCUCUCCUUUCCCAUCUUUAAGUCUCUGCCUAUAAAUAUACCAAUUCAAACCAAACCAAUGCCUUCAUCAUAAGGAUAACGACAAUAUCAUCAUCAAAAUUUUCCCUCCUUAACCUCCAUCUCCAUCAAGGGUAAAAGAAACAUAAACUAUAUAUAACGUCAUGUUGCACUUACUACACGGGAAGCUCGAUGUGACUAUAUAUGAGGUCGAUACACUACAAACUCUUGCCGGAUGCAAUUUCGAUCUCUGCAACAAGGGAACAUGCACAAGCAUGGGGAAGAAAAUUCUGUCACAAGUCAAGAGUUGUUUUCUGUGUCAAUGGCAAUGCAAGCCAGAGAUUAUUGGGAUGGGUCUAUAUGCAACAGUUGAUUUAGACAAAGCAAGAGUUGGAAGAACUAGAAUGAUAGGUAGCCCCAAAUGGAACGAAACCUUUCACAUUUACUCUGCACAUUCAAUCUCCAACAUUAUAUUCACUGUCAAACAAGAUAACCCCAUUGGAGCAACUCUAAUUGGAAGAGCUUAUGUUCCAGUUGAACAAGUCAUAAAGGGCAACAUAGUGAAUACAUGGGUUAAUAUAUUAGAUGUAGAUCAUCAUCCAAUACAAGGCGGUUCCAAAAUUCAUGUUCAAAUACAAUUCUCACAUGUUAAAAAUGAUCCAAACUGGUCACAAGGACUAAAGAGUCCAGGAUAUCAAGGAGUUCCUCGCACAUUCUUUAAACAAAAUAAUGGUUGCCAAAUUACUCUUUACCAAGAUGCACAUUUUCUAGAUGGUUCUGUUCCGUAUAUUCCAUUGGAUGGAGCAGAACGGUAUGUGCCGGGAAAAUGUUGGGAAGAUACUUGCAAUGCAAUUAAUGAUGCUAAGCAUUUUAUUUGCAUAACUGGUUGGUCUGUUUACACGGAAAUAACCUUGAUUAGAGAUCCAAACGAGUCAACAAGAGCAACCAUCACUCUUGGGGAGCUUCUUAAGAAGAAAGCCAAUGAAGGUGUUAAUGUUCUUAUGCUUGUUUGGGAUGACAGAACUUCUGUUCCUGACUUUAAGAAAGAUGGCUUGAUGGCAACUCAUGAUCAAGAAACAGCAGAGUAUUUUAGAAACACAAAUGUCCAUUGUGUUUUGUGCCCGCGUAACCCUGGUGAUGGAAGAAGUAUAGUUCAAGGUUUUGAAAUUUCAACUAUGUUCACUCAUCACCAGAAGACUAUAAUUGUUGACAGCAAAGUCGCUAGUUCUGCACAAUGGGAGAAGAGAACAAUCACAAGUUUUGUUGGUGGUAUUGAUCUUUGUGAUGGGAGAUAUGAUACCAUGGAACAUCCUUUGUUUUCAACUCUGAAUACAAUUCAUCAUGAUGAUUUUCAUCAACCAAAUUUCCCAGGUGCUUCUAUUAAUAAAGGUGGUCCUAGAGAGCCAUGGCAUGAUAUUCAUUGUAAACUAGAAGGACCUGUUGCUUGGGAUGUGUUGUGCAAUUUUGAGCAAAGAUGGGAAAAGCAAGUUGGAAAACAAUUAAUUCCACUACCUUCGAGCAUGUUUCGUGAAUAUGAUAUUGCUCGUGUAUCGAAUGUUGCCACGGCAAAUCAAAACAAUACAUGGAAUGUUCAGUUGUUUAGAUCAAUCGAUGCUGGUGCUGCUUCUGGCUUCCCUCAAGAUCCAACAGAAGCCGCCGAAAAAGGUCUUGUUACUGGAAAAGAUAACAUCAUUGAUAGAAGCAUUCAAGAUGCCUACAUAAACGCUAUUCGACGAGCUAAGAAUUUCAUCUACAUUGAAAAUCAGUAUUUUCUAGGUAGUUCAUAUGGUUGGAAAUCGUCUGAUAUUAAAGUUGAGGAUAUUGGUGCUUUGCACCUCAUACCAAAAGAGUUGUCGCUGAAGAUUGUUAGCAAGAUUGAAGCUGGAGAGAGAUUUUCUGUGUACAUUGUCAUUCCAAUGUGGCCAGAAGGUAUACCUGAAAGUGCUUCAGUUCAAGCAAUAUUAGAUUGGCAAAGAAGGACUAUGGAGAUGAUGUAUUCUGACAUUGCUGAAGCCCUUCAAAGAAAGGGGAUCAGAGCCAACCCAAGAGAUUACUUGUCAUUUUAUUGCCUUGGAAACCGAGAGGGUAAGAAAAUGAAUGAAUAUACUUCUACAGAAGCACCAGAACCUGACAGUGAUUAUAGUAGAGCACAAAAUUCUAGAAGAUUCAUGAUAUAUGUUCAUGCCAAAAUGAUGAUAGUUGAUGAUGAAUACAUAAUCAUUGGUUCUGCCAACAUAAAUCAAAGAUCAAUGGAUGGUGCAAGAGACAGUGAGAUUGCAAUAGGUGCAUUUCAACCAAACCAUAUAGCAACCAAUAAUAGACCACCAAAAGGACAAAUAUAUGGAUUUAGACGUGCACUAUGGCAUGAGCACCUUGGAGAUAUUGGUAAUACAAGCUUCUAUGAAAAUCCAGAAAGUUUGGAUUGCAUUAACCUUGUAAAUGGUUUUGCUAAGACCAAUUGGGACAUAUACUCAAAGGAUGCAUUUGAUGAAUACAGAUCAUUUCAUCACCUCAUGCAGUAUCCAAUACAAGUAACCAACAAUGGAACCAUAACAGCUCUUCCAGGAUUUGAAUGUUUUCCUGAUACUAAGGCUAAGAUUCUAGGUUCCAAAUCUGAGUACCUUCCUCCAAUUCUCACCACCUAACCAUGUGGAGAGAAACUGAAUGUGCAUGCAUUCAAGUAAAUAAUUAUCAUUGCUGAUUAAUUCUAUCAAGUAACACCUUGUUUUAAGCAGGAAUCUUUGAUGUAUUUAUCACAAAUCUACUACUAUAAAAUUUGAAGUUAAAAAAAAAUUUAAUUACAUGAUCCUUAAA